CUCUAUCCAUCAGACGAUAAUGUAAGAAGAUAAAGGGAAAUUACAACUACACGGAAAGGAAAUAAGUUGUCUUUUAUUCAAAAGAACAAUGGAUGAUGAUACUGAAAAUUUGGUUGUGUUGGUACUUCUGGGAAUAUUCAGUGUAACCGGAAGUGUCGGAAAUGCUCUUGUCAUAUACAUCUAUUCCAGGAAGAGAGACAUAACAACCUCGUCAUUGUUUAUCUUAACUCUGGCUGGUACUGACUUGUUUACUUGUUUGAUAAUUAUCCCGUUCAAUAUUGUGGUUCUUCAUCUAAACUAUACACUUUACUACGAAUUACCAUGUAAAUUAUAUAUGUUUUUGAUUACAUGUAAUGUUCCUUUUUCCGCAUUUGUCAUGGUCGCCAUCGCAUUUGACCGAUACUUUUGUAUUUGUCAUCCAUUUUUACACGCAAUAACAAUUCCAAGGGCUAAAAUAAUCGUGAUGAUUAUGGGAGUGUUUGCUUGUAUUUUGGGAAUAAUGACAUCCUUAACUCACGGAAUAUUUUCUAUCAUAGAUCCGCCAUCUUUAAAUGUAACUAUAAAUGCCGCCAUUAAUUCUACAGUUUCGUCUUACAUAUCACAAAAGAUAAUAAAUGACACACUAUUAGGUAAUAGUUCCGUGCCUCCUUCAUUGUCAACAGCAACUAUUGGUAUAAACGUUAGUUCGGAAGCGGAUGAAUAUGAAGGGUAUGGUCACGGACAGUGCGUGCCAAGUACCGAAAUCUUCAACAGCUCUGUCACAUAUGUUUACCAGAAGAUUUACGCUGGAUUUUAUCUCAUAUCCUUUCUUAUUGUUCUAAUUUUGUACGGAUUAAUAUAUCGAUCGAUUCACAUUCGACGUGCCUUGAAGGCCAAGCGAAAACGAUCAUGUUUAUUUCCAGCUUCUCCGAAUGAAUAUUCUGCCGUUGAUACACAAAUGACAGUUUUAAACAAUGGCCAUGAGAUCGAAGGAAAAGAUGGAGAUGGUCAGAAAAAGUUCAGAAAAAAAAGUCUUGGCUUGAAAGAAAAAGUGUUUUAUGCCAACAUACGAACUGCCGCCAUGUUGUUUAUUGUAACAAUAGUGUUUUUGAUUGCCUUUUUGCCCUCAUGGUUGAUGGCACAUGACCUUGUGCCGUUUAGUAAGAUUUUAUUCUACAUGUAUUUUAUUUACAACGUCGCUAAUCCUAUUAUUUAUGCCUUCAUGAACACUUCUUUCAGAGACGAUCUACAGGCGGUCUUUAAAAGAAUUUGCAACAGUAAGUAGCGUCAACUGUCAGUGGCAUAUCAUGGAUUAUAUUAUAUGAUACUGUCAUUCCAGAGGUAUUCCGGAUCUACUUUGCUCAAGGUUUUAUAUCACCAUUAAGGUGAUUGAUAUAAAAACAAUGUCUGAAAGAAAUUCUACGAAAUGAAUUUUCACAUUGCCAUGAUAGAUAAAGGACACAACAGAUCAUUAAUUUAUUGUAUUGGUAUUCAUUUGUUUCUUAUAAACGUUUUAAAUGUAGUCAGUUAUUAUCGUUUAAUAUUUUAGAGUGUGAUUGUAAAUGUCUACAGAUGUAGUUUGAAGAAACUUGAUUUGCAAUUUGAACUGGAGAUGAGAAGCAAUAAGUCAAUUAUUUACUUUCAGCAAUCUUUUUUUUGUGUGUGAAAUCUUGAAUUUAUAACCUUUUCAAAUAAUGUAUUUCAGUGUUUGUGAAUAAAUUAAGUGACCCUGA
This is a messenger RNA of Mytilus californianus (California mussel), 1712 nucleotides long. RefSeq names its product orexin receptor type 2-like. NCBI's taxonomy places the organism in Eukaryota, Metazoa, Mollusca, Bivalvia, Mytilida, Mytilidae. The coding region runs from base 89 to 1264 and encodes 391 amino acids. Gene Ontology annotation, cellular component: membrane. Gene Ontology annotation, biological process: neuropeptide signaling pathway. The transcript has a single exon. Gene Ontology annotation, molecular function: G protein-coupled peptide receptor activity. The record is from RefSeq and is a predicted model, not a curated record.